Onychostoma macrolepis is the source of this 6159-nucleotide messenger RNA. RefSeq names its product meningioma 1b (gene mn1b). NCBI's taxonomy places the organism in Eukaryota, Metazoa, Chordata, Actinopteri, Cypriniformes, Cyprinidae. The coding region runs from base 1344 to 5051 and encodes 1235 amino acids. The record is from RefSeq and is a predicted model, not a curated record. Gene Ontology annotation, biological process: regulation of DNA-templated transcription. The transcript is spliced from 2 exons.
UGCAGUGAAUGGAUUUAUAGGUCCAAAAAAAAUAAAUAAAUACGAAUAGCGUAUUCAUUUUUUCUCUCUCUCUGUUAAGCACGCUAGAACCCUUUCUCUGAGCGCAAACAGACAAAUGCUGGACUACCUUAAGAGAUCGUCCCUCCCUCGGCACGUAUGCCAUUGGUUGAUGUUUGCAGUGGAAGACCUUGCUGAAAUGCAAAACUUGUUGCUGGUCCUUGCGGUCGAUGCGCGCUGUGCUGAGCUUCUCAUUAUUUUCAGUAUCACAAUGAUCUGUCGCUGAAUUGUUUCCUGCUGGAGUAAAUCUAAAAACUGGUGCUAUUAGAAGAGGACUCCCUGAAUGUGUAAGUGUUGCCUCUAAUUGAAAUCGCAAUCAAACUGUUCGAUUUCACGGAAAAUGAACAGGACCGAUGGGACUGUGUUAUCCAGCAGCUCGGUGGUGGCGGGCUUUGGAUAACGCAUGUGCUGCCUAUCGCUUGGAACUCCAAAAGACUGGCUUACAAAGACGGGCAUUCGGGUUUGCCCCCUCACACACAGGACUUUCUUCUGGUCGGCGUGAUCACUUAAGCUCAGCCCAAGGGAACUAUUUCUUUUCAACGUGUGCAGUUUGAAAAAUCUUACCCAUUUAUACAAGAAAGUGGAUACCAAAUAAUACGCUGUUCUGGAUUCAUAUGGAUGUGGAUAUUAUUUUUACGGUACACUGGAUAGUGUAAUGAUGUGCGCUCAAAAGGGAUUUUUAAACAGAAACAAAUGUUUACCUCACUCUGGACAUUUGACAGCACAUUGGAAUUACAGUCUGUGGAGAAUGAUGUGACUGAACAUGUUUUAUAUAUGUUCUUUUUUUCUAUAUGUGUUGUAGCUGUUGUCUGACCACAAGGUGAGGGUAAUUUUGUGGUAAGAUAGUUGUUUUAUAACAGUUGUGUUUUGCUGUGCUGUACAGCAAUUUUACUACUACUACUACUACUACUACUAAUAAAAUGUAAUAAUAAUAAUAAUGUAUUACAUUUUUGUAAUACUUUUAAAAGCAGUGAAUAAAAUAAUAUGGAAUCGAUUAUGGACUAGACCAUAACAUUUAUCAUUUGUAUAGAGCAUUUAGUCUUUCACAUUAAUUUACAAUAUCAAUACUACAAUACUACUUUCUCUGUAAUUAAUUAUUUACAACUGUAGUUUUCAACUACAAGCUUUUUUAUUGAUGGCAAUAUAAAAUUAAAUUUUUAUUGCAGUAUUUCAAUAUCUUUGUUGAUAUCAAUUGAGUUAGCCAAAGGAAAAAAAAAGAAGAAGACUUUAGACACUGCAGUGGAGUCAGGCGAACUGGCUGUCAUGCAGGAUUGAUUGUGGGAAGUAUGUUUGGGCUGGAACAGUUUGGUCCACAGAUUACUAACAGAAAUUUUGGUCACACUGAAAAAAACUUUAACCAGCCAAAAGUGAGCAUGAACUCCCAUUACAAGAGCCCAGGUUUUCAUUCUGGAGGCCCACAAGGGACUGUUGAGAGUGGUAUGGACCCACUUAGCAAGCCUCCUGUGGUUGAGAUGAACAUUAAUAUGAAUGGAGGGGAACAGUAUGGUGGAUUUCAGCAAGGAAAUUCUGAAUUACAUGCAGGGAAUCUCCAACAACAACAGGCCUCAAUGCAUGGAUUUUUUAAUCCUCAUCAACCUCACAAUCAAUCUCACAGCCACCAAACACAUUCACACCAACACCAUCAACACUUUGGGGGAAACUUUGGACCUGAACCUGGCUCCUCCUGUUUGCACAGCGGAAGAAUGAUGGGUUAUAACAGCAGUAUGGGACUCCAGCAAGGAUUCCCAGAGGGUUUUGACCCACUCUCUGAGGGGCAGUCAGCAGAAGGCUUCUCUCAGCAGCAGUCCCAGCAGCAGCAGCAAAGGACAGACUCCAUCCCUGAUUUUCAGCACCACAGACCCCCCAGUGGAAAUCACCCGGUCCCUGCCCCAUGUCUCCCUUUGGACCAGUCACCUAAUCGUGCUGCCUCAUUCCAUGGCCUGUCUUCUUCAUCCUCUUCAUCAGAAAGUCACAAACUGGAGUCCAGACGAAUGCCCCCAUCAGGUGGUGUUGAUGGACUGGACUACAACUAUUCUAAUGAGCCCUCAUCUGAACAUUUUGAAGUGUCUGUGUACUCCCCCUCUGAAUCUGAUUCUCAGCUUUCUCAAUUUGGGCAUGUCCGUCAGGUGCCAGGGCCCAGUUUUCCUGGAAACACAGGGUUGUCGCGAGCUCCUGGAAUGCAGGGCAUCUCUAAAGAACACCCCCAUACCCCCCCUCAACAGCAGCAGCCCUCAGCCCAGCACAGUGUGUUCUUUGAACGUUUUGGGGGUGGGUGCAAAAUACCAGUGGGGAUAGAGCCUGGUGCCAGGCAUCCUCUCAUGCAGCAGCAGCCAGGCUUGAUUGGCCGACAGAACACUUGCCCACCAUCUCUCCAACAGCCCCCACAAUCAGAGACGGGUUCUGCUAAUGCCAGUAUGCAGGAGGGUGGCGUCAUGGUGCCUGGCCAGCAUAAUCAGUUUGAAUACCCUAUUCACAGACCAGAGAACAGACGGAUGCAUAGUUAUGGCGACCACGUGUUCAAUAUGCAGCAGAAGCCACCCCCUCCUCAGCAGCCUUCCAAUCAGAGGCUGCAACACUUUGAUUCUCCUUAUUUAAAUAUGGCUAAGAGGCCCAGGUUUGAUUUCCCCAAUGCUACUCAUGGCGGGGAGAGUUGCAGCAGUUGGAACAGUGGUAUGCAUAACCCGCCUGGUAUGGAGAAUCAUCUCUCUCCAGCAGCCUAUCCUGGCCUGUCUGGAGAGUUCACCCCCCCUGUGACGGAUGGCUUUUCAUCAGGCCCAUCAAUGCAACUUACAGGGCCUGAGCAGCAGUCAAUGCAGCAGCAACAAAAUGCAGCAAUGAUGAUCAAGCAAAUGGCCUCUCGAAGUCAGCAGCAGAGGAUGACACAACCCAAUCUGCAGCAGCUGGGUCAUCACAGUGAUGUUUCUCAAGGGCCCCUGGGGCAUGGGGGCCCAGUGGGAGGCAUGUCUCAGUCAAAUAUCGAGAGGGAAAAUGGUAGGAGGAUGGUGAACUUUGAUGGACGGAAUGCACAUAUGACUUUGGAGAGUGGGUGGUUUCCUGGGACACAUCCACCUGGGGAAGUGCUGGGCCAUCGCAUAGGGGCAGGUAGAGAAGUGGGGGCUCAUGAAAUGCAGCAAAAUGGCCCUGACAUGAUGUUCAGAGCUGGUGUGAAUGGAAUGGGCAUGCAGGAGCCUAUGAGGAUACCAGGGGAGGGCCACGUGCAGCCCUUACUUUCACCCAGCAUCCACUCACAAUUCAACAGUGGCAUGGGGAACCUUUCACAGAUGCAGUCUCCCAGUAUGGGUGUUGGACUGCCAAACACACCAUCAGAAAGGCGCCCUAAUGACUUUUCGGGACCAUCCAUGGGUGGUCCAUCCUCUUUUCCCUAUGGAGGCUGUAAUCGACAGGGAGCCUCUCUCAGUAACUCGCAAGGGGUGAGCACCUCACCAGGGAGUUUAACAUCCCAAUCAGACUUUCCCCCUAACCAGCGUUCCUCUGUCAGCAAACUUGGGGGACUCUCCUUAGGGAAUUUUAGCAAAACGAGUGGCAAGGACAAUGUUUUUGGACAGAGCUGCCUGGCAGCCCUCUCUACUGCCUGUCAGAACAUGAUUGCCAGCCUGGCGGCCCCUAACCUCAAUGUGACAUUCAACAAAAAAACUCAGGGAGAGGGGAAACGAAAGCUGAGUCAGACAGAACAGGACAUGAAUAACAGUGUGGUUAAUGGCACUGGGAAUGCUGGGACUGAAUAUUUCUCAAGCAUUACUGCCCCCCAAAGUGGGCAAAUGCCUCCCGCUGGAAAUAGCAACACUAAGCCACCAGGUCAAAAUCAGACGGUGCAGGGGGAAGCCAGCACCCUCUCCCCAAAUUACAAUAUGGAAACUACCCCUUGCAGUGAGGGGAAGGUAGCAACAGGGAGUGGGAGAGGGAGAGGGAGGAGAAAAAGAGACAGUGGCCAUGUGAGCCCUGGGAUAUUUUUCCCCUCCGACAACAGUAACCCUGUUGUAAGUCCUGGCCAGCAGGUGACCUCAGCAACUAGUGUGGGGGAGAGAAGUACAGGCACACCUCAAGAGAAGCCCCACACCUCUCCCUCAUGGGGAAAAGGGGGUGAACUGCUGCUGGGAGAUCAGGCUAACCUUAUGUCAUCUCUUGAUAGUGGCAUCCAGAGCGAAACAAAAUCUGAAGUCUGUUCAUCUCAGAUGGAUUUUACAGAUGACGUGUGCACACAUUAUAGCAAUGAGGAUGAGGUUUCAUCAAGCUCAGAUGCUCCAUCCUCUGUGAAGGCUGGCCGCAGCCCUUUGUUAGGUUCACCCAAGUUGCAGAGAGACAGUGGACUAAUAGGUGGGCAGAAAGGGCAAGGCAUGGGCCUCUCCAACCACACUACCUCACCAUCGGAAGGCUUUGGUGGAGUGGGCCAUCUGGGUACACCGGGCAUGGAGCAAGUUCGUACACCCUCUAGCACCUCGGCCCAUGAUGAAAUUCACCCAUUAGAAAUAUUGCAGGCUCAGAUACAGCUUCAACGGCAGCAGUUCAGCAUUUCAGAAGAACAGCCUUUAGCUGUAAAGAAUAACAAAAAAAGUAGUGACUGCAGUGGUCAGGAUGGAGAUGGAGAGCUUGCUAGCUGUAGCCCGGAUGCCGGGAAGGGCUCUGUGGGCACUAUUGAUCUGGACACACUCAUGGCUGAGCAGCAUGCCACCUGGUAUGUGCCCAGUGAUAAGUCUCUGCUUGAGGAUUCAGAGGAGGAGAAGUCUGUGUGGGAAAAAAAUAAAGUCCAGGGAACCAUCAAAGAAGAAGUAGACCUCUCUCAAAGUAAGACCACAGGAGGAUCGGGUUCCUCGGGGACUACUGGAGGUAUGGGUUCUCAUCUCCAGUGUCUGUCAGUCCACUGUACAGAUGAACUUGGGGAGUCAAAGGGACAUGGGGGACCUGUUCCUUCCUGGCGUUCUCUUCACUCGGACAUCUCAAACCGUUUUGGAACCUUCGUAGCUGCGUUGACUUGAAGAGAACAGAGCAGAAGAAAAAAAGACCUUUCAACUAGUGGAUGAGAAUAAGGAAACAAGAUUUCCUGUUUAAGCCGGAUAAAUCAAUGUUUCUUUGUCAGGACAAUGUAUGCCCUUUUUUGUAGAAAACAAAAAACAUGAGGAUCGUCACACUGAACUUACUGCAGGAUGGUAUAUAAAGGGUGGAAGAUAUAUGGUGUACCAGUACUGAUGCUGUUUUCAAAUCCAGACCUCAAUAUUCCUUUUUAUGUCUAUGCAUUCUGAUGACUAUUCUGCUCAUCCAUUUUUACGUAUUCUAUGCUUCUCUCAUACCCUCUUUUUUGCCCUCUCUGGGGGUCUCAUUUUUUUUUUCAUCUUUGAAGUAAUUAUUGUUCCUUCUUAUUAAAUGCCAUUAUUCUGUAUAAGAUCUAGGGUCUCUUCCUGACCCUAAGCCCACAUAGUAACCUCCCCGCCCUCAGGGCAGGUAAUUCUACUGUCAUCAAGGGACACAAGCAUACUUUGAAAUUUGGUCCUUGUGAGCAUGCUGCCUGCUGGCUUGUUGGAAUCAAGUAAAAGGUGAGUCCUUUUAGAACGUGUUUCAUAGAAAUUCAACGAUGUGCCAUGUCUUUUCAAGCUGAUCACUGGCCCUCCUCCAGCCUUUCUACACUGUCUUUGGUUACUCUGAUCUGUUGGAUUUCCUCAUUACUUGAAUAUUAGGUUUACAAUAUUUUCCAUACUUCAUUUUAAAACAGAAUUCCCAUAAGCCCAUCAGAUUGUUUCUUAAAUACCCAGGAUGCUUCAACACUGGUAUGCUGCAGAGCUAAGAGGAAAGAUUUUGAUGUUAAGUGGAUUACAAAUAGAAACCAGAAUAUUGGUAUUGCACAUGUAAUUUUUUAGGCAAUCUUUAGAAAAAAAAAAAAAAAAAUGCUUCAGUUGACCUAAAAAACCUGAAAAAGGUUAGAUGGAAGGUCUUAAUGGCAAUGUGAAGAUCCUUGUUUCUUUUCAUUUUUUUUUAAAGUAAUAUGUAAAGUGCAGUUGUCUGUUUUUCUGCAUAUUGUAUAUGUAUACAUAUAUAUAUAUGUAUAUGUUUUAUUGAGUAAAAUUACAAUAAAUAUGAUGUUAAUGGUGA